This is a messenger RNA of Chiloscyllium plagiosum (whitespotted bambooshark), 1157 nucleotides long. RefSeq names its product actin, macronuclear-like. NCBI's taxonomy places the organism in Eukaryota, Metazoa, Chordata, Chondrichthyes, Orectolobiformes, Hemiscylliidae. The record is from RefSeq and is a predicted model, not a curated record.
AUGGACAACGCCGCUGUGAUCAUUGACAACGGCUCGGGUCUCUGCAAGGCAGGACUAGCCGGGGACAAUGCCCCGAGGUCGGUGAUUACAUCCAUCGUAGGACGCCCCAAGGCCAAGGCGACCAUGCUGGGUGCUGGGCACAAGGAGUAUUACGUUGGGGAAGAAGCCCAAGUCAAGAGGGGGAUCUUGAGUUUGAAAUAUCCAAUUAAACAUGGCAUAGUGGUGUGCUGGGAGGACAUGGAAAAGAUCUGGAGACAUGUGUAUGAUUGUGAGCUGCGCCUGAAGUCGCACGAAAGGCCGGUGCUGUUGACUGAAGCCCCCCUGAACCCUUUACACAACCGGGAGAUCAUGACCGAGAUGAUGUUUGAAAGUUUCAAGGUGCCUGCGAUGUAUGUGGCGGUGCAGGCUGUCCUUGCUCUGUACGCUUCAGGGAGGACCACCGGCUUAGUCAUGGACAGUGGCGAUGGAGUGACCCACACCGUACCCAUCUAUGAAGGCUACUGCCUCCCGCACGCCGUCUACAGGUUCGACCUGGCCGGCAGGGACAUCACCCAGUACUUUGUCAGGAUUCUGAUGGAGGUAGGCCAUACCUUCAUCUCCUCUGCAGAGAGGGAGAUCGUCAAGGACAUUAAGGAGAAACUGUGCUACGUCGCGGUCGAUCCACAGCUGGAGAUCAAGAAGAAACGAGAAGACGUGCAGAAGGAAUAUAAGCUGCCUGAUGGAAAUGUCAUCCAGAUCCAAAGCCAGCUUUUCCGAGCUCCGGAGAUCCUAUUCUCCCCUGCCAGCGUGGGCUUCGAGUGCCCUGGUGUUCACAGGCUGGUCUUCAAGAGUAUCUUGAAAUGUGACAUCGACCUGAGAAAGUAUCUGCACUCAAACGUGCUGCUGUCCGGAGGCUCCACGCUUUUCCCAGGUCUGGACGAACGGCUGUUGAAAGAGCUGCAGUUGCUGGCUCCCACUGGAGUGCCGGUCAAAGUCAUUGCCCCUCCGGAGAGGAAAUAUUCCGUUUGGAUUGGGGCUUCCAUCCUAACCUGCUUGACGUCCUUUCAAGAAAUGUGGAUCACUGCUUGCGAGUACUUGGAGAUGGGGUCUUGUGUGGUUCACAGAAAAUGUUUCUAGGAAUUCCUGUAAGAAUAACAACUAACGCCAAAUGUUGCAGA